CAUGCAACUUAUAAAAUGCUAAAUUUAUACGGAUAUAUUCUUAGCGUAAUGGGUAAUACGGAAUUUGGGAGGAAAUCUAAGGAAUUUCGUCGCAUCCAGAAAUCCAAGUGAGAAAUCCAGACGACGGUAAUCGAAGACUGGAAGUAUGGCUGCUCCACCAACUCGUGAUCGAACGGGUACUUUGAGAUCAAAUCCCGCAUUUCAAGGCGAUAGUAUUCUUUUUCAUGGAUCUAAAAUCCCAACAGAAGUUCGAAAAAUGGUACCAUACCUUACUAGCCUAAAGGUGGAAAAGUUCAAGAAGCUUUUAGAAGUAGUCCAACAUUCUCUUGAAAAUUAUGAAGUUGAUCAGGACAUACUGUGUAGUUUGAGAGAUAAAAAUAUUUCUGAGGGUUCUGUUCUACAAAUAUUUUCUGGAUUACAUAAAAUCAUGAAAGCAACAUUAAGACUGACACUAACAUCAAUAAAGCAAGAAACCUAUAAAGCUGAAUUAUUAUCCUACAAAAUUCCUGAAAACUUUGUUAAUGAAAUCAUUGUGAAUGUAUUCAAGAGCCAUACUAGGGUUGAAACUGGUGUAUUAAGCAAUAGGAUAAGAUUGCCAGGGCUGCAAUCUUUGAAAUGGAGAGUAGAUGUGACAAUAUCGACCAGCUCACUUAAUCGAGUGCUGGUGCCAACAGUCUUUAUGGAGGUGAAAACAAGUGAUGGCAGUAUAAAAUCGUUUGAGGUCUCCCUGUCAAAAUUUAAUGAACUGGAGUAUGAUGUAGCUUACCUGUUGAAAGAAAUGGAAGACUUAGAAAAACGUAAUAUUUUAAAAAUCGAAGAUUAGGAAUGGUUUCGUCCAUGCUUCGUUCGCCUUUGUAAUGGAAAUAAUUUUAUCAAUAUGUAAUGCUAUAAUACAUGGGUUGUAAUCAAAACCUUCGCAGGCAAGGAAAAUACUAUUUCGUGUGUGGUCACUGUGGAAACAGCACCAUUAAUUAAUAAUUUUUAAUUACACAAUGUAUAUUAUAAUAAGUACGUUGCGAAUUUCUAAUUAGAAUUAGAACCUUUGGAGUACAACCCAAAAGG
Dendronephthya gigantea is the source of this 1062-nucleotide messenger RNA. RefSeq names its product COMM domain-containing protein 5-like. NCBI's taxonomy places the organism in Eukaryota, Metazoa, Cnidaria, Anthozoa, Malacalcyonacea, Nephtheidae. The transcript has 6 exons. The coding region runs from base 146 to 823 and encodes 225 amino acids. The record is from RefSeq and is a predicted model, not a curated record. Gene Ontology annotation, cellular component: nucleus.